Messenger RNA from Naegleria lovaniensis, 1353 nucleotides. RefSeq lists its product as uncharacterized. The record is from RefSeq and is a predicted model, not a curated record. The transcript has a single exon. Gene Ontology annotation, molecular function: protein binding. The coding region runs from base 1 to 1353 and encodes 450 amino acids. NCBI's taxonomy places the organism in Eukaryota, Heterolobosea, Eutetramitea, Acrasida, Naegleriidae.
AUGUCUAAACCUCCUGUUUCUCGCGAAGAACACCAAAUAUUUCUUCAACUUCAGCAAAGAAAUGCUUCGGUGAAUGAGUAUCGAGCUGAACUUGCUUCCUAUUAUUCUCAUCCACAAUGGCAACGAUGUACGGUUCCUCCUCUUUUUGUUCCUUGGCACGAUCUGAAACUAUAUCAUCAGUUCAUCAUGAAUUUGAAGGAUGCCAACAUGAACUCCGAAGAACAACCAUCUUCAUCUGGUCUUUCAAAGAGAUUUGAAUUAAUCUCUCAAAAUUUUGAAGAACGUUUGAAAUACUACUCUGAUCAAGGACACUUAAAGUCGUGUGUCGAUUUUCUUCAGGAUUUACAUGAUGGUGGGCACACUGUGUACUUGAUUAUGGAUCAAGAAGAAGUGAACACUCAGCGUGCCUACACAAUUGGUGUUCAUUAUUGGUAUCCUGAAUGUACUGAAUUUCUCUUGUCCAUGGAUGUUGGCAAUGAGCUAAGUCAACAAGUCAUCUUUUCACUCACUGGCAAAAUCUUGAAUUAUUUGGCUGAGGUUGUCAAAAGCGCUCCAAAUUCCAUUCAAGCUGGAACCAAAGUGAAACAUGUGUUGCCAUUCAUUUCGAAUGAUGCUGUCGUUUUUGAUGAAAUCACACCAGAAGAACGUCAGCUGCAUUUAGGAACCGCAAAAUGGUUUUAUAUCAACUUUGCUGAUAGUUUUGAUUUCCCUUGUUUGAAAUUACACUUGGGACAAGAAGAGGUCUCUGAAUUUUUGACAUCUCUUUCUGAAAUCGAGCAAGAACGUGGUUCGUUAAUGAAUCAAAUCUAUGAACAUGAUUCCAAUGUGGUAUAUUUGAAACAUGGUCCAGUGAGUACAAUUCCUGAUAUUGAGCUAGCGUCGAACAGUGCAAUGCUAGACUUUAUCGAAUUAGCAAUGAAAGUGUCAGAAAAGGAGUUUGAAAACAAGACCAGUGUCAGUUCUCUGGACGAGCUGAAUCGAGCUGCUGGAGGUUGCUCAUUAGAGAAAUUGAAGACUCUCAUCAAGAACCAUCCAUCUUUCAAUAUUGUGAACAAGGAUUCAUUUGAAUAUGCCAUGUGGAACGAUAAAAUAGACACCAUGCAUUAUCUGAUUCAGAAAGGACUUAAUUUAAAGGGUGAUGGCAAUGAUCGAACAUUAUUGAUGAACGCUGUACAAUAUGGCCAUGAGGAGGCAGUGAAAAUUCUGCUUAAAGCAAACGCUCCACUCAAUGAUCGAGAUUGUGAAAAUUGGACUUGUCUUUCUAUUGCUUCCAGGGCUGUUUUACAUACUGACAUGGCUCUCGCAAAGAGAAUUAUGAACAUGUUGUGGGAAAGUGGAGCAAGAGAAAUGUAA